CAAAUAGGGAUGCUCUGCCUCUAGGCUCCAGCACCUGCUGAGACGCCAACGCCAGCCGUGAGUGCCCGCUGCUUGGGUCCUGGGUUGGGUGUCCAGCAGCUCGAGUAAGGAUGGCCAGGCCUCUGGAGCAGGCGGUGGCUGCCAUCGUGUGCACCUUCCAGGAACAUUCAGGGCGCUGUGGGGACAAGCACAAGCUCUGCCAGGCGGAGCUCAAGGAGCUGCUGCAGAAGGAGCUGCCCACCUGGACUCCGAUGGUGUUUCGGGAGUGUGACUACAGUAAAUUCAUGAGUCUUCUGGACACCAACAAGGAUUGUGAGGUGGACUUUGUGGAGUACAUGCGCUCACUGGCCUGCCUCUGCACCUACUGCCACGAAUACUUCAAGGACUGUCCUCCGGAACCCCCCUGCCCCCAGUAGCCUCUGCUCCACAGGGUCUCUGCAUUCACCCCUGCCCCCUCCUGGCAUGUCCUGGAUGUGCCCCUGAUCUGUUAACCCAUAUCACCCAUGAGGCAGGGAGACGGAGGGGGCCUCCCCGGGAUCAUAUUAGGGAGGGGCGUCCUACCAGUGGCUCUGGGCUGAGGUGGGCAGAGGCCGGGAUCUGUUCUGAGGCUGUCCCGGCCCAGCACUGAGGAGAUCAUGAUGGGGAAGGGCUGCUUGACUCCUAAUAAAGAGCUGGUGUCACUUGG
This is a messenger RNA of Manis pentadactyla (Chinese pangolin), 685 nucleotides long. It is a transcript of the gene S100A3, whose product is annotated as S100 calcium binding protein A3. NCBI's taxonomy places the organism in Eukaryota, Metazoa, Chordata, Mammalia, Pholidota, Manidae. Bases 111 to 416 code for a protein of 101 amino acids. Gene Ontology annotation, cellular component: cytoplasm. Gene Ontology annotation, molecular function: transition metal ion binding. The transcript has 3 exons. The record is from RefSeq and is a predicted model, not a curated record.